Messenger RNA from Mytilus trossulus (common blue mussel), 712 nucleotides. Its product is annotated as complement C1q tumor necrosis factor-related protein 2-like. NCBI's taxonomy places the organism in Eukaryota, Metazoa, Mollusca, Bivalvia, Mytilida, Mytilidae. The record is from RefSeq and is a predicted model, not a curated record. The coding region runs from base 128 to 712 and encodes 194 amino acids. The transcript is spliced from 2 exons. Gene Ontology annotation, molecular function: protein binding.
UACAGCUGUCGGAUACAAGCGUCUGGCGUACAUGUAAAAAAACAUGAUAUCUAUGACGAGUUUAUAUAACAUCUUUUUGUGGUAUAAUUAUAUUAUGUUUUGAAACUUGUUAAAAUACACCAGGAAAAUGUUUUUCUUCAAAGCAUUUCUAUUUUCAUCUUUCCUGUUCGGAAUAUAUUCCAAAUCAAUUCAAAAUUCUACAAAUGAGGAACAAGAUUCGACUUUCCUCCGAAACGAAGUUAAAUUUUUAAAAGAAAGAUUAGAUAAUUUGACAGAGAUAGUAGAAAAAGGUACGAAAAAUCGACAGAAAAGCGUCUUAUAUUUCGUUCGACUGUCAUCCAAGACUACCUUAAAUAUAAACUCCAUAGUCAAAUAUGACAAAGUCAUCACAGAUGAAGGAGGGAACUUUAAUCCUGGAGAUGGAAUAUUUGUGUGCCCGGUAACAGGAAUUUAUCUUUUUUCGUGGACAGUUUUCACUGCUAGCAGUAAAAUAGUAGACACCGAACUCAGAGUAGACAAUGUUAUCAUAGACAGCAUGUAUGUCUACAUUGGAACAUCUAGCCAUGUCCCUGCAACUAAAGUUGUUUUGUGUCAAGUGAAAAAGGGGGAUCAUGUAUGGAUUCAAACAUCUGCACAUACUACUGAAAACGUUUUUGAAACUCCUACUGCAAGUAGAAGUUCCUUCACUGGGAUGUUAGUUCAUGAAAAUUAG